CACUUACUGGCUCGUUACUCGCUGCAUCGAACUGUAUAUACUGUGUACAGUGUACCCUAGAAAUAAAGUUCAAUUCAGUUCGCGUCAGCCAUGCCGGGAACGCGUUCUUUCGAAAAUUCUGAAAGUGAUUGCCUCGGUGACUCAGCGGCUAAGGUUGUUUGUUUCUCGCUUCAAAGCACAAGGUGUCGUAUUCGAUUCCCAGGCCAUGUUUGCAAUAUAGAUCUAAUAAGGGCUGGUCAAAACACCCCAAGUGGUCAACAACUAUUCCGGCCCUCCAUUAUGGCGCUACUCAUAUUCAAGUUGUGGCACUCGGGUGCGAUAACCUAUAAGUUAUAAAGCUCGGAGAGAGUCAUGUACAACUUUAGUUCAUCGUACGAGUAUGCUGAGGACUCUUGAUGGUAUUUUGGCGCUGAAAUACAGAGAAACCACGGUAACGAAAACGUAUACAGAGCGCUGCAGCGCUCGAUGUUUUCAUUCCCGCGAUUUAUUUGUAAUUCUGUCAUGAUAACUAGCGUGGUUUCCCAAUUCCAACUCACCCAAAUCAGUACCUUGUUAUGCUCAGGGCAUUCCUAAAAAAAACUGUCAUCGAAGCUGCAGCCUCUUUGAUCGCUGCGGACGGCCUUAUUUCGCGAGUGAUCGUUGUAGGCGUGCUGGUUGGCUGGUUGGCGCGUGGUGGUUUGGUUCGCAUCACUUGCAAGGCUCGCGACGCUCCUCAGUAAAGCGUGACCAUGUUUCAUACAUUCGUAUCUUCUUUCCGGCUUACUCAUCUGUGAAUGCCUUAUGAUCUGCUGUGGGAAAGCCCGCUGUUGGUCAAGUUUAUAUUCAGUGACGCAACACACUGCGUGCAUGCGCAAUGAAACUAGUUGAACGGUAUACGAAUGAUUGAAAUGCGUACAGCAGUGCGCCAAGGUCUUCGUAAAUAGUUAAGAAGCAGGGGCCAGAUUCACAAAGUUUUUCUUUCGUAAGUUCGCUUUGCCAUUGGCUGGCCGCUUUCAUUAAUGGCAUGUCUGGCAUUCGGAUUGACUAAAAUUCUUUCUCACGAAAAAUUAUAGCGUAGCAAGUUCUUGGGAAUUCGGUCCCAGAGUUGUUACCUGCUCACCACGUGGCUCGGGCUGCUGUAAGGCUGCGCGCAUGCGCGCGCCCACACACACACACACACGCACUACAAGAAAAGUAAGCGACGAACUUUAUUUACGAACGAUUCUUUGAGUAAACCAUUGAAUAGCGCAUCGAAACACCGGGAAAAUAUUACUUUGGUGAAACAAAUUCUGAAACAAAUAUUAUGAGCUUUAUACUUGAGAGAACUUGCCAUUUCUGAAGCUCUAGAAUUUGACUUGUUUCUUUUUUUUUUUUUUGACGCAAACAAAAUUUGUUCAGAACAGCGAGAUCAGCAGAUACCUAAGGAGAACAUACAUGAGCUUCUCAUGUAUCGAAAUCUUGAAAAUAACAGCUCAAGCUUCGUCUUAACAAAAUCACUUUAUAUUCAAAAGAUAUUGCUCGAAAAUUGCAUUUUAGUUAAUUUUGCGGUAAGACCGUUGAUUGCUAAAAAGAAGAACGUAGUCUAAACUUGCAUUACAUAUUGAAUUUCGCGCCGGAACCCCAGCGCAGGUGCGUCAGUGUGACGUCACGAAUUUCAGAGUGCCUUUUCGUAUUUUAGCCGUUGUGGCGCAGUAAAUGUUGUUGAAACUUGGUAACUUUAUUCCUAACUUGGAAUUAAAAACUUGGUAAGUUUUUUAUUCCUUUAGAAUACAGUGUAUAGCCAAUCAUUGAACUAAAAACUAAACGAGGCCUGAAGAACUGAUGCCAUGAUGCCAUGGUGAGCUAGUGUCGAAACUUCAAGACGGUGUCGCCACCUGCCUUUCCUUUUUACGUAUUUUCUGUCCCCUAAAGCCUCUUCUCAUGGUAAGAGUGGCUCUCUUGGUAUUGCAUGUAGAAGGGUAAGUGACUAAUUUGCAGCUCAGCUUAUUUUGCUCUUUAGUGUCUCUUGAAAGAAAUUUCCUAUGUUGCAUCAGGUUGUACAUUCGCACUAUAUAUCAUGCACUGUCGUGGCAAACUUACAACGCUGCUUCUUCAGCCGGAUGUUUUCAUUAAGGCAGGUCGCACGCGCCGCUUGUUUACUCGAAACUUACCAACUCUCUUUAGAGGUGCGAGUGGUCGCAGUGCGAACAAACAGCUAAACGCAACACAAUGCUUUAAUCAGCAGCGUCGAGAUAACGUGGCUGCGAAGGCAGCGAUACACAUUCAUUGCGGGUUUUACCCUGUCCUCUCUGAGCUCAUUCUGCCAAGCGCAUUCAACGUUGGAAGUUUCAACUGUCCCGUUUGUCGCUUCAUGCAGCGCAAAGUCAAACACAAGCAGGGAGCAAGGGGCCUCCGCCUUAUCCGGCAAGACGGAAUAAGAAGUCAGGGUCAGCUUUCGCCACCACGUCGACUCGAGAGCCAACGAGGGAGGACUUCAUUGUUCCCGCUCCACGUUCCGUAUUGUUCCGGACGAAAGGGGAUCUUCACAGCCUCGCCCGUUCGCUGGUGCUGUCAUGGAUUCCACGUCGACUCUGCGAGCGCUGCUCUUGCUAGGAGGUAACCUGGUAGCCGGACCCUUCGUCUACUGGCUGCACGUUCGGGCAGACAUUCGGCAAACUUGGCCUGCGUACCAUCGUACGGCCCUGCUGUUCUCGGGAGGUGCCUUGUUCGGCAUAUCCUUCGUCGACAUGCUGUACUCAGGUUCCAAGAUGCUGGGCCAGAUCACGUCUUCCGACACGCCAGUGGCGGAAAUAGUUGUGUGCAUCGGGUUUGGCGUGGGCCUCUGCCUCCAGCAGUUGGCCACUGUUCUCGUUGACUGGGCUGAACGCAGGAGAAUGCCUCGGAGCGUGUCAGCCACAGAAAGCACUAUGCUGUCCUCUUACUCAGCAAACGUCGACUACGGUGCCACAGAAUCAACCUGUGCCGUUCAUGGAAGGCGUCCAGGAGACAAGCCGCUGUCCCACGUGGGCCUCUGGGCUUCCCUGGCAACCCUCGGAUGUCUCUGCGUCUACUACACGCUUCACUGUCUCAUUCUCGGUCGAGUCCCCGAUCAAGCCUCAGUCGAAGCCAGCGGCGGCUUCAAGGCCGCCGAAGCGAACACCAUCGUGGGCUCCAUUGCCCUCGCCGUUGUGAUGUACUCCUCCGACCCACGGCCGACGGCGCUCCUGGCGGUGUCACUGCUGCCAGCUGUGCUGCCAGCUUUAGCCUACGCUGUCGGUUGCUUCACGGUCAAGUCGAGCGUCUCGCUGUUGUACGCGGGCAUCACCGACACGUUCUGCUGCGGCGUGCUUCUGUGCGCGAGCGUUCUCGGUGUUGUGUGUCCCUACAGUCGAUCGGCGGUGACCGGUUGUCAUUCGUUCCCACCCGCGGCGGCGGGCGUUGUGUGCUCUAUUCUCGUGCGCUUUGCCCUACCUGAUGUGUGGUGACGAGGGUAUACGAACACUGCUGCGCGCUGAACACUCUCCUUUUCGGACACGUGGCCUGCAUUGUACUCAUUCCGUUACCUCGUUGUCGACACGUGGUGCUUGUGCACAUUCUCAAACGGAGCUCGGAGGACGGUGUCUUGUUUCGUGCUAGACUAUGCGGGAGGCGAGCAGUGGUGAAGCCGAAGUUAACUGCAACAUCUGCGCCCCACUGCGAUGUGCCUCGGGUGCCGUAUACGUGAAGAGUGAAGAAAAUGUUAAAGUUUAUGUACCUCUCGACAACUUCAGCAACGGACUCAGAAAUACCCUUUUGAAGAUGUUUGCGAACACAUUCAAUGACUUUCUACUCACACUAGUAGAAAGUGUGAGUAGAGCAAAGGCGGCAUGCUCCUACACGCAGCCUUCUUUUGAAAUGUGUAGUGGACAGCUUACACUCACUAGACAUCGUUCUUAUAUGUGUGCAUUUGCGUUCUCUCUUCUUAUUUUUAUGUUUUGAAUACCACACCAUUGUUUACAGCUAUUCAUUUUCAGAUUCAUACCAGAUUUUUCGGACGUUUACUGACAGCCUACUUUUUAUUUUACCUGUUUGCGUUCAUGACGGUAGUGCUACAUUUAUAAUGUGAAGCUGCUUUUUGCCUUGCUGGACAAAACCAAAUAAUUUAAUCUAGUCUCUUGUCGGCUUCGUACUUCGUGUUUCUGGUGCCACGUCGGCGAUAUCCACAGUGGACUUUCUCUUCUUCUCCUAAUCUUUCCCUCCCCUUUUCCCUUCCUUCAAUGUAGGAUGACCAAUUGGGCCAAGUCCUGGUUAACCUCCCUACCUUUCAUUUCUCUCUCGCUCUCUCUUGUGUUUCUUCGUAUAACGAGGGAGGCGUUAAUGUUCAAGGACAUGCGAGAAAAAUAUGCUCACAGUCGAUUACAGUAUAACAAAACAUAUAGAAGCGUCACCAGCGCGUUGCACGGAACAAGCCAAAGGUUUGAAUACUUUUGAGCUCUAUGUCACAAGCGAGCGCUUCCAUUGCAUGACCGAAAUACGCUGUCAGGUGCAUCUUUUACGUGAACGCAAAUGGUAUAUAGAUUAGUAAAUACUCUCGAAAAGUUGUGAUUUGUAUGUGUCACGCUUCUUCGGUUUCCUUUUUUUUUUUCUCUCUCUUUUUUUUCGGAAGUCAAAUACUCAGGUUGUCACUCAUACGUGUAUUGCUUUAUUUUGACGGUUUCACCGGUUGUCGAUUCACGAGCGCAUCUUAAUUACUACCUCGAGACAAUCAAUGUAUUCAGAAAAUCACGGUAUAGUUACCGGGGGAGCGUGGUAUUUGUUUUCUUCUUUGAAAAAAUAAAUUAUUAUUUCCAGAGCAGAUUAACUGAAACAUUCACUGCAUCUGAAUUGGUCGACCUUUACUUAUGUAACCUGCCGUAUUUCGUGUAUCCGGCAUUCGUCUUUAGCUAAUUGAAAGCAAACGAACGCCACACGUUUUUGAGUUCAGUGCAGUAUACCGCACGCCACAAAAAUGCAAAAAUAUACCGCGUUCCCAUAUAGCUUUUUUUUUUUUCCUGACAGAAUGUGACCAGGUCACUAUACAUAGCUGAACAGUGGUUAAAUAAAAUGUUA
This is a messenger RNA of Dermacentor silvarum, 5046 nucleotides long. RefSeq lists its product as uncharacterized. Lineage: Eukaryota; Metazoa; Arthropoda; Arachnida; Ixodida; Ixodidae. The transcript is spliced from 5 exons. The record is from RefSeq and is a predicted model, not a curated record. The coding region runs from base 2532 to 3443 and encodes 303 amino acids.